UAAAUAAACCCUAAAAUGGUUUUAUUCCUUUUCUGUUUUGUUUCAGCUAUGUUUUUGGUUAUCAUCUUUGGAUCUUGUUUGGCGUUGGUACAAUCCCAGGGGACGGCAGACUAUGGCGGUGGAGGUUACGGUGCCGACUACGGUGCUGGAGGACCUGACUAUGGGGGCGGUCUUCCCGAAUACGGCGGUGCUGGGGUAGGAGCUGACUACGGUGCCGACUAUGGAGGAACGGGCGGAGGUGGCGGUGGAUAUGGUCCGGACUACGGGUAUUCUGGCGGCGGUGGCACUGACUACGGGCCUGCAGACACACGAGGAGGAGGAGGUUAUAGUGUAGACUACCCUGACUAUGGAAGCAGUUCAAGUAGAGGUGGUGUUAGCUAUGAUUAUGAUUAUGGCCCUAGUGGCGGAGGUAGUUCACGAGGAUAUGAAAGCUCAGUGGGAUAUGGUAGUCAAGGUAGCUCGUAUGGUGGAAACCAUGGUGGACAAGGUGGAAUGUCUUACCAGAAUAAAAAGAAGAAAAAGAAAUAUGGCCAAGGAUAUAAGAACAAAAACCUGCAAAAAUCUUAUAAGCACAAACCUAAGAAAAGACCUCGUCCACCACCAAAGAAGUAUAGGCCACCAUCAAAGAAACCAAAAUAUAGGCCCCCUCCUAAAAGGCCUCCGUCUAAAAAAUAUAGACCUCCACCUAAAAAAUAUAGGCCUCCGCCUAAAAAAUAUAGACCUCCACCUCCUAAAAAAAGAAGACCUCCGCCUAAAAAAUAUAGACCUCCACCUCCUAAAAAGAGAAGACCUCCGCCUAAAAAAUAUAGACCCCCUCCUAAAAAGAGAAGACCUCCGCCAAAAAAGUACAGGCCUCCACCUCCAAAGAAAUAUAGACCUCCGCCUAAAAAGCGACCGCCUCCACCGAAAAAAUACCGCCCUCCGCCGAAGAAAUACCGCCCUCCGCCGAAGAAAUAUAAACCUCCCCCGAAGAAAUACAGACCUCCUCCGCCACCACCUCCGAAGAAGAAUUACAAGAAAUCAAAAAAGUACGGAGGAAUGUAUGGAUAAUAAGCAGAAGAAUUU
Molecule: messenger RNA, 1065 nt
Organism: Ruditapes philippinarum (Manila clam)
Lineage: Eukaryota; Metazoa; Mollusca; Bivalvia; Venerida; Veneridae
Exons: 1
Coding region: 16-1050 (344 amino acids)
Source: RefSeq, a predicted model, not a curated record